This is a messenger RNA of Carassius gibelio (silver crucian carp), 3765 nucleotides long. RefSeq lists its product as uncharacterized. NCBI's taxonomy places the organism in Eukaryota, Metazoa, Chordata, Actinopteri, Cypriniformes, Cyprinidae. The record is from RefSeq and is a predicted model, not a curated record. The transcript is spliced from 4 exons. Bases 2082 to 2876 code for a protein of 264 amino acids.
AAAAGUCUUAAAUUCCAUAAUGUAAAAAUGAGCCCUUAAUUAGCAUUAAAAUGUCUUAAAUCCCUAUUUCAAAGGUCUUAAAAAUACAAUCAAACCUAUACCGUGAAGAAUAUUUUAUUUUCAUUUUAAAAUCAUGUAACAUUUCGUCUAUUUGUCACGCAGAAAAAAAAUAGGCGGAACCAUCUAACAAAUUACAAGUUCACGGAGAAAUUUGAUAGGUGCGUGACUGGAUAUUAAUGUUAGCAAAUGGUGAAAAUUUCUUGCUUCAAGCAUGGCGAAGUGCAAAUAUAAUAAACUGGUUACAUAACCCUAAAUUUGCGUCGUGGUUAAGACCAGUUUGUGGCAAUGCUUCCGAGGUCUGGUGUUUAUUGUGCAAGAAAGUUUUAAAACUCAGAACAAUGGAGAUAAAAGCUUUGGAGACCCACAUGCAGUGCGAAAAACACAAAGCGGCUGCGGAAACCUGUCAGAAAACACCAGGGCCCAUAUUCAUAAAGAAUCUUAAUGCAAAAAGUAGCUCCUAGUGACAAAAUUCUAAGAAAAUUCUUAGAAAUGUGGGUGUUUACACUUAAAAUUAAAGAAAAAAUCUUAGUAAAAAAAAAAGUAAUUCAGAAAGCAUCUUAACCCUUAAAAGAGGUCUUAAGGUCAAACUUGUUAGGAGCACAGACGAGGACUUUUAAGAGGCUUAAGAGUUUCUUUAGCAGAGGAGAAAAUGGCAGAAAGAUGAAGAGGCAGAAGAAAUGUGUUGCAGACAAUGGAUGACAGUGAGUUAAUAAGACGCUAUAGAUUAGAUUGUGCAGGGAUCAUGUUUGUGACUGAUCUUAUUAGAGACGUGCUAACAUCUCCGACACAGCGCAGAAAUGGCAUAGCGCCAGAAAUUUAAGUAAUUACUACAUUAUGAUAUUUGGCAACUGGGAAGAUGCAACAGUGCAAUAGUUAUGAUUUGGGUCUGUCACAAAGGAUUUAUAUACACACAUAUUGUGUGUGUGAGAGAGAGAGAGAGAGAGAGAGAAUGGUCAAAUAGGAAAAAUUAUGCAUGUAAAUUCGAAGUGAGAAUUAGAAUAGACCGUUUGGCUCGACCGCAACGCUCAGAGCUGAGGUACUCUGGUGUCUGCGUACUGUAACAAAGCACCAGUCCUAUAACGCUAACGAUGCUGUCGCGGACAUUUUUCGAACCAUGUUUCCCAACUCAGAAAUCGCUCGUACAUUUGCGUGCUGUAAAGACAAAACUGCAUACAUUGCCAGAUUUGGACUGGCUCCUUACAUAACCAAACUCCUCGGUGCAGAUUUUAACAAGGAACUGUUUGUUUUAAUGUUUGACGAGAGCCUUAAUGAAAUGUCCAAAAAUAAGCAAUUGGAGUUGCAUGUCUGAUAUUGGGGACAAGAUUACGUCCAGUCAAGAAACCUAGGUUCACAAUUCAUGGGACAUGGGACAGCUCACGAUUUGCUCCACCAUUUCAAAGUAAGUACCAACCCAUCACUAAUCAAUUUUAUGCAUUCUAGCUAGCAGUAAUUAUUCUUUUUUGAUAUGUAGUGUGUAUGUAUAUAUUAGACACAUUAAUAUGUGUAAUGUUUUUGAAAGAAGAUUCUUAUGCUCAUCAAGGCUGCAUUUAUUUGAUCUAAAAUACAAAAAAUAAAUUAUAAUUAUUUAUUAAAUAUGUAUAGCCCAAGUAAUUUAUUCCUGUAAUGGUAAAACUGAGUUUUCAGCAUCAUUACUCCAGUCUUCAGGAUCACAUGAUCCUUCAGAAAUCAUUUUAAUUUGCUGAUUUAUUAUUAAUGUUGGAAAACUUUGUGCUGCAAUAUAUAAUGCAAUAUAAUGGCAAACAUUUUUUUUUUCUGUGUAUUAACUUGCACGGAUUAAUUGUUCACCAUAAGAUUAGUAAUAUGCGCUAACAAAGUAAAUAGGGUCAAUUUUGAUUUCAUGCUGACUUUGAAAUAGAAAACCAUUGUUUUAAAUUGUAAUAACAUUUGGUAAUAUUACUGUUUUUUUCUAUUUUUGAUCAAAUAAAUGCAGCCUUGGAAUAUUGGCAUACCAAUUUGCCAAACUUUGAUCUCAUUAUUUUAUUUAACUUUUGUUUGUAGGAAUGUGCAUAGCAGCUGUUUCUAUGGAUGGUCCAAAUAUAAAUUGGAAGUUUUUAGAACUGCUGCAACAAGAGCAUCGUGAGCAGUUUGGUGGCACACAGCUCAUUGUGGUGGGGAGCUGUGGCCUCCACACCCUACAUAUAGCCUGCAAACAUGGUUUCACCAUUUGGAAGCUAGAGAAGGUUCUGAGGGCCUUGCACAUACUCUUCCACAAUGCGCCAGCUAGGAGGGAGGAUUUCACUGCUCUGACCAAAUGCACAAAAUUUCCACUUCCAUUCUGUGGACACAGUUGGCUCGAAAAUCUACCAGUCGUGGAGAGAGCUUUGGAAUUCUGGCCAUCAGUGACCAUGUACAUGGAUGCAGUCAGGAAAAAGAAGCUACCAAAUCCAGGAACAGCAUCGUAUGACACUCUUGAAAUUGCUGAAAAAGACCCUGUUAUUCUGGCGAAGCUACAUUUCUACAUGGCUAUCACAAAGACCUUCAGUCCUUUUCUUACCUUCUAUCAAACGGAUGUACCAGUGAUUCCGUUCCUUGCCAAAGACUUGGCUGAGCUGAUGAAGAGUAUGCUAACGUGUUUUGUCAAUAAAGAGGUACUCAAGGAUCUCAGUUCACUGCAGCUGGUCAGGCUGGAUGUCAGUGACAAACAGAGCUGGGUCAACCUAAAGGAAGUAAACAUGGGAUUGGGUGCAGAAUCACUCCUUAUGGAACUACAGAAAAAGAUAGGUGAACUCACAGCCCUGGAGUUUAGGAAAGACUGUGUCAAGGUGAUGUGUACCAUCAAGAAAAGAGCCCAUUAAAGUAUCCUGUAGUGAGGCACGUGGCGUGUUUGGAGCUCAGCAUGAUGAGGUCUGACCCUUACUGGUGCAAGAGCAAUAUGACAAAACUGGUGCAGAGGUUUUUGCAAGCCCAACAGUUGUCAGGAGGUGUCUCUGCUGGUGAUACUAACCAACAGAAACCAGGCUAGAAAUAUUCCUGCAUGGAGUUCUUGGGCAGCGCGAUGAGUUAUGGAGCUUUUGCAAGAAACUGCUUCUCCUGUCCCAUGGGCAGGCAACAGUGGAGAGAGGAUUCUCCAUUAAUAAGUGGAGACCUGUAAUAUGCAGGGGGAGACAAUGGUCAGUCAUCGACUAAUAUGUGAUUAUGUCAGCAUCUUACUGAGUUACUGGCCUCUGCUGCAUCUGCUGGAUCAAGAUACAGAACGCACCUUGAUCAGCAGAAAAAAAUCCAAAUCACUGAUGUCCAGGCACAGAAGCGCAAAGCUUUGGAAGACGACAUAGAGGACCUGAAAAAAAAAAGAAGAGAAUUCUGGUCCAGGUAUCUUUGAGCCUGCAGAAGGAUGCUGACCAGCUUGCAGAAGAAGCUGAGGGAAAAGCUGGCACCUUGAUGGCACACCUCAUUACAAAAUCCAACACACUGAGCAAGCGAUAUAAAGAAAAAAACAAAUGAAUUACAGCAAAUUGAGAGAGAGUUGGAUACAAAGGGCAAAGAACUGAGAUCUAUACAGUAAAAACCCAAUGUUCAGAUUAUUGGCAUGCAGUGUACAUGCCUCAUGUUACUGCUGUGCGGUUUGUUUGAAAUCUUUGUAGGCUGUCGAUGUUCUGCCUAAUGUUUAGUCAAUCUUUGCACUGUUUUGCAAUUUAUUGUUCUUUCACACCUUCAAUAUGUCAAUAAACAAUGUGUGUUAAUGAU